AUGAUUGAUAACCGACUGUCGUCCGCUAUCAGUGUCUUUUUGAUAACCAAGUCAGUGCCCCGCAGGAAUAUAACCUAUGAAAUACUAUUCAACGGAGAUGAAGACAAGCCUCGUCGGGAACUGCGAGACUGUGUAGUAGGUCUGCAUCAGGAACUGCCACCCGGGGUGUAUGCUAACCCUGAUGAGCUGGGGGAUUUGAAGCGGGCAAAAAAGCUAUUUGUGCUGCCACAGAACCGAAUCAACAUAGAACUGCCGGCAGAGCAGUCUAACCCGAGCACCGUAUAUGUCAUGGGUGCAGUCACAGACGACCGGGCAGACCUGUGGGUACCCGUCCAUGCUCGCUACCAUCAGGCAACCUAUGGAGGAGGCAUGGCUCGAAACGAGAUCUACCCUCCCCGGAUAUUCCUGUACUGUCCAGAAAUUCUGCGCUGCGACGGGUCCACGACGCCUAUGCUAUUCACGUGCGAGGAUGAGCCCAAAGACUGCUGGAGCACCUACAAGGAGCUCCCAUACACCGUGCUAACUGACACCCUGAUAUGGGAGGUGCCGGUUGGCAACACGGUGCACUACCACGCGGUCGCCGCCGCCACCGCGCUAGUCGUGAUCGCAGGCAGCCUGUACUUGCUCAAGUCUGUACAUCAGUACAAGCGGCAGUGA
Messenger RNA from Cydia amplana, 657 nucleotides. RefSeq lists its product as uncharacterized. Gene Ontology annotation, biological process: GPI anchor biosynthetic process. The transcript has 5 exons. NCBI's taxonomy places the organism in Eukaryota, Metazoa, Arthropoda, Insecta, Lepidoptera, Tortricidae. The record is from RefSeq and is a predicted model, not a curated record. Gene Ontology annotation, cellular component: endoplasmic reticulum membrane. The coding region runs from base 1 to 657 and encodes 218 amino acids.